CACAGUCUAGGGACAAUGAAUAAGUCAGAGGUAUCUACCGUGACACAGUUUGUCUUGUUGGGCUUUCCUGGCCCCUGGAAAAUGCAAAUUAUCCUUUUCUCAAUGAUUUUGUUCAUCUACAUCUUGACUCUGACUGGAAAUAUGACCAUCAUUUGUGCAGUGAAGUGGGACAACAGACUCCAUACCCCUAUGUACAUGCUCCUGGCCAACUUCUCCUUCCUAGAGAUCUGGUAUGUGACCUGCACAGUCCCCAAUAUGCUGGUCAAUAUUUUUUCCAAAACCAAGACCAUAUCCUUCUCUGGUUGUUUUAUUCAAUUUUACUUCUUCUUUUCCCUGGGCACAACUGAAUGUUUCUUCCUCUGUGUCAUGGCUUAUGACCGGUACCUAGCCAUCUGCCAUCCACUGCACUAUUCCUCCAUCAUGACUGGACAGCUGUGUGCCAUUCUGGUGUCUCUUUGUUGGCUCAUUGGUUUCCUUGGAUAUUCAAUUCUUAUUUUCUUCAUUUCUCAACUACCCUUUUGUGGUCCCAACAUCAUUGAUCACUUUCUGUGUGAUGGAGACCCACUGAUGGCAUUAUCCUGUGCCCCUACACCAAUCAUAGGACAUAUAUUCCAUUCUGUGAGUUCUAUUAUCAUCAUUCUCACCAUGUUGUACAUCCUUGGGUCCUACGUCUUGGUGCUCAGAGCCGUGCUUCAGGUUCCUUCUUCAGCUGGACAGCAAAAGGCCUUCUCUACCUGUGGAUCCCACUUAGUUGUGGUUUCUCUGUUCUAUGGAACAAUAAUGGUGAUGUAUGUAAGUCCUACAUCUGGUAACUCAGUUGCUAUGCAUAAGAUCAUCACACUGAUAUACACCAUAGUGACACCAGUCUUAAAUCCUCUCAUCUACAGCCUACGCAACAGGGACAUGAAAUUGGCCCUUCGUCAGGUCCUUUGUGGAAUGAGAAGUACCCAAACAUCAUGA
Messenger RNA from Artibeus jamaicensis (Jamaican fruit-eating bat), 960 nucleotides. RefSeq names its product olfactory receptor 11H7. The transcript has a single exon. The record is from RefSeq and is a predicted model, not a curated record. Bases 16 to 960 code for a protein of 314 amino acids. Gene Ontology annotation, cellular component: membrane. Gene Ontology annotation, molecular function: G protein-coupled receptor activity; olfactory receptor activity. NCBI's taxonomy places the organism in Eukaryota, Metazoa, Chordata, Mammalia, Chiroptera, Phyllostomidae. Gene Ontology annotation, biological process: G protein-coupled receptor signaling pathway.